GGGAAGUACUUCUGGUAGAGUGAAGCAUGGCUGCGGUGCCUCCUGAUACUUGGCAGCCGCCCACUGUCUCCAUGGAGACCACCAUGGGCAUCAUUGUUAUGGAGCUGUACUGGAAGCACGCUCCCAAGACUUGUAAGAAUUUUGCAGAGCUGUCCCGACGUGGCUAUUACAAUGGCACAAAAUUUCAUAGAAUAAUCAAAGACUUCAUGAUUCAGGGUGGUGAUCCAACAGGAACUGGAAGAGGAGGAGCAUCCAUCUAUGGCAAGCAAUUUGAAGAUGAACUCCAUCCUGAACUGAAAUUUACAGGUGCAGGAAUCCUCGCUAUGGCUAACGCAGGCCCGGAUACAAAUGGCAGCCAGUUCUUUAUCACAUUAGCACCAACUCAGUGGCUUGAUGGGAAGCACACUAUUUUUGGUCGUGUUAGCCAAGGUAUUGGGGUAGUCAACAGAGUGGGCAUGGUGGAAACCAAUGCACAAGAUCGUCCAGUAGAUGAUAUAAAGAUUCUGAAGAUUUAUCCAUCGGGUUAGACUGGUAUUAAGAUAAUCAGAUUGAAUUUAAUUGCAUUCCAUUGUACUUGGUUUCGUAGAAGAUCAGUACGUUGUUCCAAGAUACACUGGGCAACCACUCAAGUGUAAAAUAAUCCUACCCUAAAAUGCAUGUUUGGAAUUUAUCUCCCCCGCCC
Molecule: messenger RNA, 682 nt
Organism: Eublepharis macularius
Lineage: Eukaryota; Metazoa; Chordata; Lepidosauria; Squamata; Eublepharidae
Gene: PPIL1
Product: peptidylprolyl isomerase like 1
Exons: 4
Coding region: 27-527 (166 amino acids)
Biological process (GO): protein peptidyl-prolyl isomerization; protein folding
Cellular component (GO): catalytic step 2 spliceosome
Molecular function (GO): peptidyl-prolyl cis-trans isomerase activity
Source: RefSeq, a predicted model, not a curated record